AUGGCCAAUGCCGAUGGGCUUUCAAGGUUACCAUGCCAAAAUGAGAAGCCGGGACCGGAAAACACAGUUGCGUUUUUCUCCAUAGCAAACGAACUACCGGUUACUGCCAAAGAAAUUAGUACAGCAACUCGUUACGACCCGAUCUUGUCAAAGGUUCUUGAUUUUACGAUCCAUGGAUGGCCAGAAUACGUAAGCAACGAACUUCUGAAACCGUAUGUUGUGAGGAGCCAUGAAUUGUCCGUGGAUGGAGAUUGUGUUUUGUGGGGGAGGAGAGUUAUUAUCCCGGAACCGUACCGGAAAGAAAUCUUGUUUUUGCUACACAAAGAGCACCCUGGAGGCUCAAGAAUGAAAAACCUGGCACGUGGGUAUGUAUGGUGGCCGAAAAUGGACUCGGAUAUUGAAGAGCUGGUUAAAGGCUGUGGGAUUUGCCAAUCAACUCGCAACGCUUUGCCCCUUGCCCAAUUACAGCGCUGGUCUUGGCCUAACCAGCCCUGGCAGAGAGUCCAUGUGGAUUUUGCGUCUUUCCAUAACAAGGAAUUCCUAAUUCUGGUGGACAGUUACUCUAAGUGGCUGGAAGUGUUUCAAAUGCAAACGACAACAUCGGCAAAGACAAUUGAAAGAUUGAGAUCUUGUUUUGCGGUAUUCGGACUGCCUUGUACUCUGGUGAGUGAUGGAGGACCUCAAUUGAGAUCCCAGGAAUUUGAAGAAUUCUUAAAGGCAAAUGGCAUUUUGCAUGUAGUUAGUCCGCCUUAUCAUCCGGCUAGUAACGGCCUCGCUGAGCGUGCUGUCCAAACUACUAAGAACACCUUUUUGAGACAAAUGCUGCAAGAUGAAAUGUCUAAAUCUAACAGGUCCGUUCAACAUCGCAUUGAUAGUUUUUUAUUUGUGUAUAGAAAUACACCACAUACAGCAACCGGUUGUUCCCCAGCAGAAAUGUUUUUCAAAUUCAAGCCUAGGACUCAUCUUUGUUUGUUAAAGCCACAUUUGGAAGCUAAGGUCAACGAAAAUCAAGAACGUAUCAUUCAGACAAGGAACAAGGGGGUAACUCCCAGGAACUUUGAUGUGGGACAAAAGGUAUUCGUAAAAAGCGUCAGGAAUGAAAGGUUAAGCUGGCUGCCUGGUAUUGUUGCAAAAAUUGUAAGUCCCAUGACCUAUUUAGUGAAGACCGAGGGCCGUACAAGAUUUGUUCAUGCCGACCACUUACGUGAGAACCAUGUGGUGUCAGAGGAUGAAGAGGAUACAAUAAUUCCAUGCCCAAUACCAACUACGCAAAUUAUUAAAUCACCCCCUGCAAGGCUGGAUGUAGGAAUUCCUGUACCUAGUACUCAGCCAGAGACAUCUGAUGUGCAAGAAAGUGUAUCCCCAUCCAACGAAGUCAAGAAUAAAAGUCCAGGCCCGCAUAAGAGUCCUAAGGUGCUUUUGCGUCGAUCUCAAAGAGAGCGGCGAGCGCCUACAAAAUUAGAUUGGUAA
This is a messenger RNA of Macrosteles quadrilineatus (aster leafhopper), 1470 nucleotides long. RefSeq lists its product as uncharacterized. Lineage: Eukaryota; Metazoa; Arthropoda; Insecta; Hemiptera; Cicadellidae. The transcript has a single exon. Bases 1 to 1470 code for a protein of 489 amino acids. Gene Ontology annotation, molecular function: nucleic acid binding. Gene Ontology annotation, biological process: DNA integration. The record is from RefSeq and is a predicted model, not a curated record.